Closterium sp. Naga37s-1 is the source of this 5184-nucleotide messenger RNA. NCBI's taxonomy places the organism in Eukaryota, Viridiplantae, Streptophyta, Zygnematophyceae, Desmidiales, Closteriaceae. The record is from the annotation of a GenBank genome assembly.
AUGCUUAGCGGCGGUGCUUCGGACGGGGAAGACGACGAGUGGGAGGCUUGGGACGGCCUUCCCGAACCUCUCGCCGCGACGCGCGGUGAAUCCGCAGGGGUAUUAAGAACGGAAAAAAAAGGGUGGGACCAUGCGGCUCGUGUCGUAUACGAGGAGGAAUGGGAGGAUUACGAGUGGGAAGAACGGGAGGAGCGGGAGGAGCGGGAGGAUCGGGAGGAUUGGGAGAGAGAUGCGAAGAUCGUGCACGGCAAGGCAUGGGAGCGUAUGGAGGAAAGAUCGCUUGACUCUUACGAAAAUUUUCGAAGAAAGGGGAAGGAGUUGGCUGAUUGCGAGGAGGCUGCGGGGGGAAAGGAGAACGCGGAAACGUCUGGGGGAGAAUUAGGCGGGAAAGGCGGGAUAGAAGCGGGUGGGAGCGGCGGAGGGGGAGCGGGAGGGGGAGGGGGUGAAGAAGGGGGAUGGGAUGGUCAAGUAAGCGUCACGAUGGAUGGGGGGUUGGGGGAGGAGGGGUUAAGAGCGGUGGGAGGGAAGCGAGGGAAGGGGGCGGCGAAGAGAGUGCGACGCGCCACGGCAGAAGACAAGGUGAGAGGAAUAUUUAUGCAUCGCGUGCACCUGCUCUGCCUGCUCGCCCGUGCUCUAGCGCUCGACAGUGCCGCAGAUGACGCGCUCCUGCAGGCGGCCAUGCUAUCGCUAGCCCCACGACUCCUAUUGGAGGAGGCACAGGAAGCAGCAGCAUCGCACCAGGCUCCCUCCCUGCACCUGCUGCAGCAACUCACAUCCUGGGUCCGUCCGUCUGUCCAGCUAGUAACAGCACUCUCCCCCUCCCCUCUGAAACCCACCGCUCAGCUCCUAUCAGAAUUCGACCCUUCCUCCGACGCCCCCUACCCACGCACACCCGCCUCCCGCUCCCCCUCCCCAUUCACGCAUCGCACGCGCAUCCUCCCCCUCUCCUCCACCGCCCCCGCCGCUGCUCCCCCUGAUCCGCCCCAUGCACCUGGGCAUCAGUUGCUUCUGCGCCAUCAGGUGCGUGGUCCGUCUUCAGGUGCUGCUGCUGCCUUAAAUGGUGCGCGUUUUCCCAAGGGACGCACUGCUGUUGCUACCAUUGCUGCCGCUGCUGCUGCUGGUGCUGCUGCUGGUGCUGCUGCUGGUGGUGUUGCUGCUUCUCCUGCUGCAUUUCCUGGUGGUGCCACACUCGCUAUUCCGGUUGCUGAUUGUGACCGUACUGCUGGUGCAGCUGAUAGUGCUGGUGUUGCUGCUGGUGGGAGGGGCAGGAGAGGGAAAAGAGCGGGAACGAGUGGGACAGGUGGGGCUCGGAGUACAAGGCUGGCAGUAGGAGUAGGAGAGGGUGUUAUUAUCUGCCGGAAGGGUGCAUCUGCUGAUGCGCCAGAUGAAGCAGAAGAGGCAGAAACGGCACAGAUACGCAGUGGUGGUGGCAUCCGUGGCAUAAGAGGCAGGGACAGGGGCAGGGGCAGUCGUGACAGUAGUGGUGGUGGUGGUGGUAGUAGUGGAGGUGAUUCUAAAGAACCGGUAGGUGGAGAGGAGGAAGCAGCAGAGGAGAGUGGGGGGGGUGGUAGGGGCGAGAGAGGUGGUGGAGGCAGGGGAAGAGGAAAGGGGAGAGGACGGGGAGGGAGAGGGAGUGUGGUGGGGAAGAGGAGGCGUGGGAAGGAAGAGGAAGAGGAGGACAGGGGGAAGAGUGGGGAAAGAGAGAAGGACGGGACGGGGGUAGGGCGAGUGACGAGGCUAAGGGUAAAGAAGGAGAAGGAUGUGGGGUGUGAUCAGAGCGCGGAUGAGAAGCGAAUGGGUGGUAAAUGUAAAGGAGCAAACAGGAGUGUCAGCAGCAGGAACGGUAAAAGCAGCGGCGGCGGUGCAGUGGUGUGGUCGCGCCAGUUUGCCUCAGCGUCGCACUGGGCUGAGGUGUUUGUGAGUGGCAGGAAGAGAUGCCAGGCGGAUGGCUCUGAGAGCAGCAGUGUUGUUGGGGCGGAGAAGAAGGGGGGUGCUGGAAGGAUGGGUGGGAGGGCCAUUGGUGGGAGGAGAGGUGGGAAUUCACAUGCUGGUAGUGGCGCUGCUGCUGCUGCUGCUGGUUCUGGUUCUGGUUCUGGUUCUGGUUCUGGUUCUGGUUCUGGUUCUGGUUCUGGUUCUGGUUCUGGUGCUGGUGCUGGUUCUGGUUCUGGUGCUGGUGCUGGUUCUGGUUCUGGUGCUGGUGCUGGUGCUGGUGCUGGUUCUGGUUCUGGUUCUGGUGCUGGUUCUGGUUCUGGUGCUGGUGCUGGUGCUGGUUCUGGUUCUGGUUCUGGUGCUGGUGCUGGUGCUGGUGCUGGUUCUGGUUCUGGUGCUGGUUCUGGUUCUGGUGCUGGUGCUGGUUCUGGUUCUGGUUCUGGUGCUGGUGCUGGUUCUGGUUCUGGUGCUGGUGCUGGUAGUGUGGGGCGGUGGGUGCAUGUGGAUGGGGGGAGGGGGGUGGUGGACGGAGAGGACAAAGUGGAGGGCUUGUUGAUGGGCAUGUCCCAGCCUCUCACAUAUGUGGUUGGCUUGGCGGGUGGUGGAGCCAAGGACGUCACUAGACGCUACGCUGCACGCUGGUCCCUGGUCUCGCCUCUCAGGGACGAAUCUUGCUACGCUGCACGCUGGUCACUGAUCUCGCCUCUCAGGGACGAAGCCUGGUGGGCGUCCACCCUGUCCCCCCUGCGAUCACUAGAAGCUGCCUCCACUGCUGCCAACCGCUUCCUCCCUCCUCCUCCCGCUCCUCCUGCUCUUCCUCCUGCUCUUCCUCUUCCUCCUCCUGCUCCUGCUUCUGCUCCUUCUCCUCCUACUGCGCUCCCCUCCUCUUCCAUCCCACCGGUUCCAGCACCUCUAACUCCCCCAAUCACCCAGGCUAACCCCUCAGCACCGUCCUCUGUAACCCCACCACUCUCAGCCCCAGCCCCUAUCCUCGCCUCCGCCCCGUCUCCCUCCUCUGUGACUCCCCUGCCGGUUUCCAUGGCCUUGUCUGGCCUGCGGCCCUCUGCUGCUGCCUCCUCCGGCCUUGCAGGGUGUUCUGCUACAAGUGCGAGUGCAGGUGCGAGUGCAGGUGCAGCAGAGAGGGUUACGGCAGCAACAGCAGCAACUGCACCAGCAGCAGCAGCAGCAGCAGCAGCAGCAGCAGCAGCAGCAGCAGCAGCAGCAGCAGCAGCAGCAGCACGAGCAGCAGCGUGGGACGAGCGGGCAGCAGCGGAGGACAUGGAGAUGGACGUGAAGCAGCUCACAGAACCGCUGCCGUCCAACCAGCAGGCAUACCGCAGCCAUCCUCUAUACGUGUUGGAGCGGUGGCUGGGAGCGUACCAGUGUCUGCGACCCAGGGGCCCCGUGCUGGGGGUGUGUGGCGGGGAGGCGGUGUUCCCCCGCGCGUGCGUGCAGCAGCUGAGGUCGCGGCACCAGUGGUUGAAAGAGGGCAGGCGCGUGCGUGACGGGGAGACGCCUGUCAAGACACUCACACGCAAGCCCCCGACUCCUCGCGCCGUCCACCACCGCAACCCCUACCAGUCACGCACCCACAUUCUGCCCCACGAGUGCUUUCCCUCCCACGUCGCUGCUCGUAUGCGUGCCACUGCCCGUGCUAGUGCUGCUGGAGGUGCUGGUGGUAGUAAUGGUGGGCGGAUGGGUGGUGCAGGAUCAACUGCUGCUGAGGAUGAGGAUGCAGCAGCAGCAGCCGUUGGAUCAAUGGACGGAAGAGGAGGAGCAGCAGCAGGAGCAGGAAGGGCAACGGGUGACGAACCUUCCUCCUCCUCCUCAUCAUUCACAAUCACCAUUGAGCUCUUUGGCGAAUGGCAGACUGACACCUGGCGCCCGCCGCCCGCAGUGGACGGCCGGAUUCCCAAGAACGAGCGGGGGCAGGUGGAGGUGUGGUCGGAGAAAUGCCUCCCUCCCGGCACUGUUCACCUGCGGUUACCGCGUCUUGUAACGGUGGUGCAGCGGCUGGGGUUUGACUUUGCGCCGGCCGUGGUGGGGUUUGAGUGGAAGGGGGGCAAGGCGACGCCGAAGUAUGAAGGGCUGGUGGUGUGUGCAGAGCACGCCGAUACUAUAGUGGAUGCGUACACAGCAGAGGAGCAGCGGCAGCAGGAGCUGGCGCUACAGCGGCGGCGCAAUGCGGCAUUGGAGCGAUGGCAUGUGCUCAUAGGGGCCAUGAUCACACGCCAGAGGCUGCAGGAUACCUAUGAAGCUGCUGCUGCUGCUAAUGACAGUGGUGGUGGUGCUGCUGGCGGUGGUGGUGGUGGUGCUGGCGGUGCUGCUGGUGAUGAUGGUGGUGAUGGUGUUGCUGCUGCUGUUGGUGUGGGUGCUAUGGACGGUGAAGGGAGCAAGAUUGGCGGGUUUCGGAGGGAAGGGGUGGAGCGAUUGGAAAUUGGAUGUGCGGUGGAGGGGGAGGAGGAAGGGGAGGAAGAGGACGACAACGAGGAAGAAAUGAGUGAGGGGGGAAGGGAAGAGGAGGAAGGAGAAGAGGAGGAAGGGGAGGAGGAGGGCAAGGGUGCGGGUGGUGAGAGGCGGGUGAGAGCAGGGCACGUGCAUGAGUUCGAAGUGGUGUGUGUGGAGGGAGGGAAUCUCAGUGGAGGGAAUCAGGGUGCUUCUGGUGGGGAUGAUGGUUGGGUUGAUGGCGCGGUGGGUGGUGGUGUGGGAGGUGUCGAGUGUCCUCGUGUGCCUAUUCCCCUCUCUCCCUUGCUCCGCGCUCUGCUCGACAUGCGCUCUGUCCACUCCCGUGACGAUCUCCCCCCGGCGUCGCGUGCGCCCCUCCCCCCGGCGUCGCGUGCGCCCUUCCCCCCGGCGUCGCGUGCGCCCUUCCCCUCGGCGUCGAGUGCGCCCUUCCCCCCGGCGUCGCGUGCGCUCUUCCCCUCGGCGUCGCGUGCGCCCUUCCCCCCGGCGUUGCGUUCGCCCUUCCCCGCCCUGUCCUAUCCCCUCACCCCGCCCUGUCCUAUCCCCUCACCCCGCCCUGUCCUAUCCCCUCACCCCGCCCUGUCCUAUCCCCUCACCCCGCCCUGUCCUAUCCCCUCACCCCGCCCUGUCCUAUCCCCUCACCCCGCCCUGUCCUAUCCCCUCACCCCGCCCUGUCCUAUCCCCUCACCCCGCCCUGUCCUAUCCCCUCACCCCGGCCUGUCCUCAAGCAUGCGAGGGGCCUUGCGUAUACGCGUGGGGGGGACUCUACCCUCCAGGUUUGUCGUACCAUAG